UCUCCAAUUAGACUCGACCACGUGUCCCCCACCACUCCCACUACUCAAUUCAAUAUACACGUUCAACGAUUCCCAGAAACCCUACCUUCCUUUUUGCUUCAGACUUUUCUGCAAUUGCUCCAUCGCUUCUCUGAGCGCCUCCAGCUACUGUUUCAGUGCAUUGAAAAUGAGCCGUGCGAAAGAACCACAAAAGCCUUUUCUGCCAUUUGGAAACCCUUUCCGAAUGAUAUCACCGAAAGGUUCACAACUUUCUCCAAAGCUUCUUCGUCUGUUGAAUCAGUUUGAGGAGACACUGGCAGGUAGAAUUAAAAUGCUUAAGCCAGCAGCCAAGGAAGAUAUUCUCAGCUUAUCUUGGAUGAGAUGUGCAGUGGAGUUGCUAUGUGGAAUUCAUAGCGACAUAAAAUCUUUGAUCACGGACCUUGAAUUCCCUGUUUGUGAUUGGGAUGACAAGUGGAUUGACCUGUAUUUAGACAAUAGUGUAAAGUUGCUUGAUCUCUGCAUUUCGUUCAGCUCGGAGAUUUCUCGGAUGAAACAGGGCCAGCUUUUUCUUCAAUGUGCCUUGCAUAACUUGGGUGCUGACUCCUCAAAGCAGUUUGUGCGUGCACGGUCGUCGCUAGAUGGAUGGAGGCAGCAUAUUACUUCAAAGAAUCCAAGACUUGAUAACUGCUUCUGUGUCAUGGAUGGUCUUGCCCAAAUGCUUGAGCUACCAAAAAUUAAGAACUCGGCUAAGGGCAAGGUUUUGAUGCAAGCUAUGUAUGGUGUUAAGGUGGCUACUCUUUUCAUCUGUAGUGUAUUUGCUGCAGCAUUUUCUGGUUCCACGGAGAAGUUGAUGGACCUAAAGGUUUCCGAGACAUACUUGUGGGCCAAAGCUUUUAGUGAUCUCCAGAUUUUUGUAAAUACUGAAAUUAGGAACACAGACUCUAGUCGAAGGAUGACUGUACUGAAAGAGCUUGAAGCUGUUGAUACAGGUGUCCAGAAGCUAUAUCCCAUUGUGCAGGAUGGGGUUGAUCCUGUUGAAGCUAAAAUACUGCAAAACUCAGCAUCUGACUUGGGAAGGUUUUCUGACAAACUUUCACUAGGAUUGGAUCUGCUUGCAAAGGAGGUGGACAGGUUCUUCCAAAUUGUUCUAACAGGCCGGGAUGCUUUGCUCGGUAACAUUAGGACCAGAAUUGGUGAUAGCAUCUCUGACCAAGUCGAAACUAGAAAAAAAAAAUUAGGUCCAGCGAUUAGGUGAAUAAUACGUGGGUCUGUGUUGCUUUGGAAGUGUAUUGUAGUUAUAAGGCUCAAGUAGCAAUGUAUGUUCAGUGGUGAUAUGCGUUGAUUGAUGUGUUUGAACUCAUAUGUAGUAAUAGUGUUGAUGAAAUAUAAAUCUUGUUUGCUUA
Andrographis paniculata is the source of this 1382-nucleotide messenger RNA. Its product is annotated as protein BPS1, chloroplastic-like. The coding region runs from base 167 to 1234 and encodes 355 amino acids. Lineage: Eukaryota; Viridiplantae; Streptophyta; Magnoliopsida; Lamiales; Acanthaceae. The transcript is spliced from 2 exons. The record is from RefSeq and is a predicted model, not a curated record.